GGCUUGCGCUUCGUCUGAUUUUUGGCCUUUUCUUCUCCUCCACAGAGAAAGGAACGGACGUCCGAGUCUGGUCGGCAGGAGAUCUCUCGCUCUCGUCGCAUUGCAUCAAGAACAGAGCCCUUGGAUCCAAGCGCAUCCUCUCUUCUUGUCAGCCAUACUCGCUGCCCUGUGAACGUCGCCGCCGAACCCCCCGAGCGCACCUCUCUCUCGCUUCUCCCAUCCUCUCGGACGAUCGGCUCCAUCGCCUCGCUUGCUAUUCGACCAUGUCUGCCUUUUCCCUGGCCUCCAAGAGAGCUGUGGCUCAGUCCCGCAGCGCCUUGAUUGCUCCUCUUCUCAAUGCUCCCCGUGCUGCUUCCAUGGCCACCACCACCCAGAAGCCUGAGCACAAGAAGACCUUCAAGAUCUACCGCUGGAACCCCGACACCCCUGCCACCAAGCCCCACCUGGCUUCGUACACCAUCGACCUCAACCAGUGCGGCCCCAUGGUCUUGGAUGCCUUGAUCAAGAUCAAGAACGAAAUCGACCCCACUCUUACCUUCCGCCGCUCCUGCCGUGAAGGUAUCUGCGGAUCCUGCGCCAUGAACAUCAAUGGCGGUAAUACCCUUGCCUGUCUCAGCCGCAUCGACCGCUCCGCCAGCGAGACCAAAAUUUACCCUCUUCCUCAAAUGUACAUCGUCAAGGAUCUCGUACCCGAUCUCACCCAUUUCUACAAGCAAUACAAGUCCAUUGAGCCCUUCCUCAAGCAAAAGACCCCCGCUCCCGAGCGCGAAAACCUCCAAACCAUUGCUGACCGCCAGAAGCUGGACGGUCUCUAUGAAUGCAUUCUCUGCGCUUGCUGCUCGACCUCGUGCCCUAGCUACUGGUGGAACCAGGACAAGUACCUUGGCCCCGCUGUUCUCAUGCAGGCCUACCGCUGGAUGAUCGACUCUCGCGACCACUUUGGUGUCGAGAGACGCGAGCAGCUGCAGGAUCCCUUCUCGGUCUACCGCUGCCACACCAUCAUGAACUGCGCCCGCACCUGCCCCAAGGGACUCAACCCCGGCAAGGCCAUUGCUGAAAUCAAGAAAUUGAUGUCCAAGGACGGUUAAGUGUAUCGCCAGCAGAUGCAUCGGCUUCACGGUCUCACUCUCAUCCACAAUAAAAGGCAUUGAGAACCCCUCCUAUACACACAACAAA
Molecule: messenger RNA, 1176 nt
Organism: Polychytrium aggregatum
Lineage: Eukaryota; Fungi; Chytridiomycota; Chytridiomycetes; Polychytriales
Product: iron-sulfur subunit of succinate dehydrogenase
Exons: 8
Coding region: 264-1088 (274 amino acids)
Biological process (GO): respiratory electron transport chain; tricarboxylic acid cycle; aerobic respiration
Cellular component (GO): mitochondrial membrane
Molecular function (GO): 2 iron, 2 sulfur cluster binding; electron transfer activity
Source: RefSeq, a predicted model, not a curated record